Molecule: messenger RNA, 879 nt
Organism: Perca flavescens (yellow perch)
Lineage: Eukaryota; Metazoa; Chordata; Actinopteri; Perciformes; Percidae
Product: galactose-specific lectin nattectin
Exons: 8
Coding region: 39-590 (183 amino acids)
Source: RefSeq, a predicted model, not a curated record
UUGUUCUUCUGUGUCAGCCAAUCAUCCCCUCAGAAAAGAUGGCAUCAGGCUUUCCGUUUGCUUUGUUACUCUGUUUGUCCAUCGGACUGUUGGCUCCAUCCUGUUAUGGACAAACCUCCGACACAGAUUCAGAAAUUGUCCCACCAGGGAGUGGAGAAGCAACAGACCCCUCAUCCUCCUCUUCGGAUUUGAGACAAGGUUCCUGCCCUCCUGGUUGGACUCAUUUCGGCUCUCGCUGUUUCAGUUUCUACUUCCAGAGAAAGACUUGGGUCGAUGCAGAGAAAGUCUGCAAGGCCGCCGGUGGGAAUCUGGCUUCAGUCCACUCAGCAGAGGAAUAUGAUUUCCUCAAAACCUACAUUCACCAAGUGACCGGUGAAAACAAAGUUACCUGGAUCGGAGGCUUUGACUCAGUGCAGGAGAGCGAGUGGAUGUGGUCUGAUGGAUCCACAUUCGACUACACAAGCUGGGAUCCGAAUCAGCCUGACAACGAAGGUGGAGUUGAGCACUGUCUUGAGAUGAACUAUCACGACAACUGGAACGAUUACCCGUGUGAUAAAACACGUCAUUUCCUGUGCGCCAAGAAGCUGUGAGGCCUCCCGCCAUCAUGAUCUCACUACAGCUCAUCUAUAAUCUCUAUCAUUGAUUCACUUUCAGUUUGUUGUGCAGACAGAAACAGCUCUCUGCUGACAGACUCACUUUCACUUGUUUAUUAUCUGAGGAGUUGGGAAACGGUUCACAUUUGAGUUUUAACAUUAGACGGAAACUGAACGUUCUGUGAUACAAGAGGAGUUUGUGGUCUGUUGGGUUCUUUAUUCAUCGGUUUUCCUUCACUUUAUAAUCAAUAAGCAUUACAAAAUAAAAGACCUAUUGUAACAAACA